ACGACAGACACGACUGUGCCCGCCCGGUUCAUGGUGGACCACCGCCCCAAAGACUGCUGGGCUGAGCCCUGGUGAGGAUCUUGUGCUUCUGAAAAUGUUUUGCAGGAUGUUUGCACUUUAACCCAAAUCGUGUCCCUUGAAACAGCAGCGCAGGGGAAAUCCUGUCAAUCAAUAUGGCGUAGUUGAAAAUGGAAAGUGCACGUCAAUGAAUGCCCUGGGGUGCGCGUGCCCACGCACGCACCUCGUCUCGUCAGUGUGUGAGUCGCGUCAGUUGUCGGCCGGCUGCUGUCGGCUGAGCACGCCAUCGGGCCAGUCUGCUGCUGCUGCUGCUGCUGCUGCUGCUACUCUUGUUUUGUUUGACGUCGUCGGAUUUCCCACCUUUUCAUUUCCGCUCUUCCUCAGGGCUAAGAGCGUCGCGGUGAGCGGCAGAAGGUCAGCUGGCAGGAAAUCAACGAUGGAUCAGCACGAGUGGCGGCGCGCCAGAGACAGGGGUCACUGUCGCUACGACGACAACGGCGACGAGGACGUGGAGGCAUCCUACUUGGGCAGUCCGGCUUCCCGCCGGCAGAAGCGACGUCGCCGGCGCUCAUCGGAACGCCGGCACGACGGCGAGCACGCCGCACGCCGCUCUCACUACGAGCGACGCGCCUGCCAGGAGCACAGCCAGCACGCCCGGCCGGCCUUCUACCGGGACAGCGACAACGAUGACGACCAAGGCCGCGACCGCCACGCUCAGAUCGUUGAGCGCGCCGACCUCUCAGUGUCGCCGGCGGCCGAGCGGCUUCGUCACAUCCUGGGGGAGGACGACGGCACGCCCACGCCCACCAUCUUCACUGAGAUGGACACGCUGCAGCAGGAGGGCGGCGAGCUGGAGUGGAAGGAGUCGGCCAGGUGGGUGAAGUUCGAGGAGAAGGUGGAGGAGGGCGGCGAGCGCUGGAGCAAACCGCACGUGUCCACGCUGACGCUGCACAGCCUCUUUGAGCUGCGCACGUGUCUGCAGACCGGCAGCAUCCUCCUGGACCUGGAGGCCUUCUCCCUAGCGCAGAUUGUCGACGAGAUGGUGGAGCGGCAGAUCGCCGAGGGCCUGAUCUCAGAGGAGGUGAAGGACAAGAUCGUCUUUGUGCUGCUGCGUAAACACCGUCACCAGACCAAGAAGCCCAUCCAUCGCUCGCUGGCCGACAUCGGGAAGUCGUCCGCCGCCGGCACCAACCGUAGUCCUCAGGCCAACCUGAGUCGCACCAGCUCGGCCGUCCGGCGCUCCACCGAUGACCUGCCGACGCGACGCGCCGGCAGCCUGGGAGGCCUGCAUCACGCGCAGAGCCGCAGCAUGAACGACAUUUCGGAAACGCCCAGCUCCGACCAGAUGAGGAACAAAUUCAUGAAGAAGAUUCCCCGCGAUGCCGAGGCGUCCAACGUGCUGAUCGGCGAGGUGGAUUUUCUGGACAAGCCUUUCGUGUCCUUUGUGCGCUUGGCUCAGGCCGCGACGCUGGGCGGCCUCACCGAAGUCCCGGUGCCCACCAGGUUCCUCUUCAUCCUCCUGGGUCCUCCGGGCAAGACCAAGUCGUACAACGAGAUCGGGCGCGCCAUCGCCACGCUGAUGGUGGACGAGCUUUUCAGCGACGUAGCCUACAAAGCGCGGGAGCGCGAGGACCUUAUUGCUGGCUUGGACGAGUUCCUGGAUGAGGUCAUUGUGCUGCCCCCGGGAGAAUGGGACCCCAAAAUCCGCAUUGAACCCCCCAAGAAGGUUCCGUCGGCGGAGAUGAGGAAGUCCGUGCUGAACUUGAACGAGCCGCCGGCUCAGACCAACGGCUCGGCCGGGGGGGCGGCCGGCGGUGACGACGAGCAACUUCCCGUCCAGCACGCGGUCGGCGAAGAGCUCAAGUUCACCGGCAGGCUCGGCGGUGGCCUGUGGUUGGACGUGAAGAGGAAGACGCCGUGGUACUGCAGCGACAUCUACGACGGCUUCCACAUCCAGAGCGUCUCGGCCGUGCUCUUCAUCUACUUGGGCUGCAUCACCAACGCCAUCACCUUCGGCGGCCUGCUGGGCGACGCCACCGACAACUACCAGGGCGUGAUGGAGAGCUUCCUGGGUACGGCGUUGGCCGGAAGCGUCUUCUGUUUGUUCGGCGGGCAGCCGCUCAUCAUCCUCAGCUCCACCGGCCCCAUUCUCAUCUUUGAGAAGCUCCUCUACGAGUUCUGCAAGAACAACAGCGUGGACUACAUGGAGCUGCGCCUGUGGAUCGGGAUCCACUCGUGCCUGCAGUGCUUGGUCUUGGUGUUGUCCGACGCCAGCUACAUCAUCCAGUACAUGACCCGCUUCACAGAGGAAGGCUUCUCCAGCCUCAUCUCCUUCAUCUUCAUCUCCGACGCCAUCAAAAAGAUGGUGGGCGCCUUCAAGUAUUACCCCAUCAACCGCUCCUUCAAGCCCGACUAUGCCACGUCCUACAAGUGCGACUGCGUGGCUCCAGACCAGGGUGAGUUCUCCUCCUGCAGGUCCCAAAGAGCCCCUCGCUCUUCACGUUCAUCUUUUGUGUUCCUCCCUGCUCGCUGGCGGCCACGUGCCCUGAACACAUCUCGCCGGCGACAUCUCAGCUCCUCUGGCCGACGACAACGCGUCGCUUCCGUUCAACGCCAGCGAUCUGGACUGGACUCGGCUGAGCAAGACGGAGUGCGUGGAGUACGGCGGCGCCCUGGUGGGCAAAGCGUGCAAGUACGUGCCCGAUCUGGCCCUCAUGUCCUUCAUCCUCUUCUUCGGCACCUACUCCAUGACCGUGGCGCUCAAGAAGUUCAAGUUCAGCCGCUACUUCCCCACCAAGCUGCGUCAGCUGAUCAGCGACUUUGCCAUCGUCAUCUCCAUCCUUCUCUUCUGCGGACUGGACGCCUUUCUGGGCCUGGACACGGCCAAACUGCACAUUCCCAUGCACAUCAAGACACGCCCAAACUGAUCGUUCCCACUGAGUUGAAGCCCACGCGCGCCGACCGCGGCUGGUUGGUGAUGCCGUUCGGGAGGAAUCCGUGGUGGUGGUACCUGGCCAGCUUCGUGCCGGCGCUGCUGGUCACCAUCCUGAUCUUCAUGGACCAGCAGAUCAGCGCCGUCAUCGUCAACCGCAAGGAGAACAAACUCAAGAAAGGUUGCGGGUACCACCUGGACCUGUUCUGGGUGGGCAUCCUGAUGGCCGUGUGCUCCUUCAUGGGGCUGCCGUGGUACGUGGCCGCCACAGUCAUCUCCAUCGCGCACAUCGACUCGCUCAAGAUGGAGAGCGAGUCCAGCGCCCCCGGGGAGCAGCCCCAGUUCCUGGGGGUCCGCGAGCAGAGGCUGACCGGAACUCUGGUCUUUGUCCUCACGGGACUUUCUGUGUUCCUCGCCCCCGUCCUGCAGUACAUCCCCAUGCCGGUGCUGUACGGCGUCUUCCUCUACAUGGGUGUGGCUUCGCUCAGCGGGAUCCAGUUCUGGGAGCGCAUCAAGUUGUACCUGAUGCCGCCCAAGCACCAGCCGGACUUUGCCUUCCUGCGUCAUGUCCCUCUGCGCCGAGUCCACCUUUUCACCCUGGUCCAGAUCACCUGCCUGGCCGUCCUCUGGGUCCUCAAGUCCACCUUCCUGGCCAUCAUCUUCCCCGUGAUGAUCCUGGGUCUGAUGGUGGUGCGGAAGCUUCUGGAUAUGAUGUUUUCCCAGCAUGACCUGGCCUGGCUGGACGACCUCCUGCCCGACAAAGACAAGAAAAACGAAGAUGACAAGAAAAAGAAGAAGAAGAAGAAGAAGAAGAAAAGCGCCACCGAGGCGGAGAGCGACGAGGAGUGUUGCUAACGUUGCUGCCUGCAGUUUCUUCUUCCGCUUGCUUCUCCCUGAGCACAACGCCACGGCCUUUUGUCUGCGCUCGUGUCCACGACAACAAGCGCGUCCGCGGCGACGUCCCGCGUUCACCCGAAAGCGGGCUGACACCACUUUAGGGUGAUCUCUUUUUUGCUCGUCUGAUGCGGGCGGGGCUUGGCUCAACUCAGCAUGUUGACUCCUCCCAUUCUAUGUGACCACGCCUCCUGCAGUCCUCAUGGAGCAACCUGACCACGCCCACACUAAC
Molecule: messenger RNA, 4076 nt
Organism: Syngnathus acus (greater pipefish)
Lineage: Eukaryota; Metazoa; Chordata; Actinopteri; Syngnathiformes; Syngnathidae
Gene: slc4a5b
Product: solute carrier family 4 member 5b
Exons: 28
Coding region: 206-3805 (1199 amino acids)
Biological process (GO): bicarbonate transport; transmembrane transport; monoatomic anion transport
Cellular component (GO): plasma membrane
Molecular function (GO): monoatomic anion transmembrane transporter activity; solute:inorganic anion antiporter activity; sodium:bicarbonate symporter activity
Source: RefSeq, a predicted model, not a curated record